AUGACAUCUUAUGAAGACAGUUUUAAUGACACUGUUGUGCGGGAAUAUGGGGAAGGCUUCCCACUUUUAAUGCCAAGAUGGGGAUAUGUUGUGUCCGCAUUUGUGCUGUUUCUAAUCGGAUUUUUUGGAUUCUUCCUUAAUCUGAUGGUCAUUCUUCUCAUGUUCAAAGAUCGACAGUUAUGGACACCGCUGAACAUAAUACUUUUCAACUUAGUGUGUUCGGAUUUCUCAGUGUCUGUGCUUGGGAAUCCACUUACGCUAAUCUCUGCACUGUUCCAUCGGUGGAUCUUCGGUCCCACUAUGUGCGUGCUUUACGGCUUUUUCAUGGCUUUACUGGGUAUAACAUCAAUAACAACCCUCACGGUCAUAUCAUUCGAGAGAUAUUUAAUGGUGACGAGACCGCUCAGUUCGAGGCACCUGACUUGCAAAGGUGCGACUUUAUCCGUGAUCUUCAUCUGGAUGUACUCUUUAGCGCUCACCACGCCUCCACUAAUGGGUUGGGGCAACUACGUGAAUGAAGCGGCGAAUAUAAGCUGUUCCGUGAACUGGCAUGAGCAGUCCAUGAAUACGUUGACCUACAUUUUGUUCCUGUUCGCCAUGGGCCAGAUCGUACCCUUGGCCAUCAUCACUUUUAGCUACGUUAACAUCAUCAGGACUAUGAAACGGAAUUCUCAACGUCUUGGUCGCGUGAGCCGAGCAGAAGCAAGAGCGACUGCCAUGGUUUUUAUAAUGAUUAUUGCCUUUACAGUCGCCUGGACACCUUAUUCAUUAUUCGCGUUGAUGGAACAAUUCGCUACUGAAGGGAUUGUAUCACCAGGUGCAGGAGUAAUUCCAGCUCUAGUUGCGAAAAGUUCUAUUUGCUACGAUCCCUUAAUUUACGUAGGCAUGAAUACGCAGUUCAGACAAUCAAUCAAGAGAAUAUUUGGAAUUCACACAAAAAGGAGCAAUUCACAAACCGAUAGAUGUUAUAACAACACUAUGUUGUCACCAACCAAGCAAUUAGCGUACAAUGAAAUCACAGUACGGUAUAAUUCAUCUGAAACUAUUAUUACUAACACACCGAGAAGAUUGAUGGAGAGAAACGUAACUACCGAUGAUUCUGAUAAUCAUUCAGUGUCAACAGCAAUGAAUGUAGGAAAUCGUCAAAGCGGAAGAGCUAGCGAGUUGUGCACGAUACAAGAGCACAAAACGGCGUCUGAUGCCGAAAAAUCCAGCGAAACAGUUUGUGAUGAAGAAAGCUGCAACAGUAACAAAAAUAUAGAGACUGUUUGCGGUCAAUCGUGGAAAAUUCUCAAACAACCGCCCCCUGUUCUGACUAUAGUAGACAACGAACAUAUCAUUUUCAACAGAGUACCAAAAAAUACGGCUCAGGAAACUUUAGAUAGCGUGUAUGGCAAUACAUCGUAUGGUGAACGGGAAACUGAUACCACAAAGGAUGCUAUAGCAGGGACCAGCAAUGAUAAGACCUCUAAAAAAACGAUCCAACAUAGCUGUUCAUUAGAUUUAGGCCACGUACUUGGUGAAGGUAAGAGACGUAAGUUUUCAAUAGAAAUGAAACUCGACACAUUCAAUCCAUCGAAACAAUUUUUCAAGGAAGGAGUUGUUAGCAAAGUUUUCGAUUCUGACUCACGUCAGAGACGUGACAGCGUUAAAAGCUAUUUAUGUGAUAAUGAGUCAAGUGAUAAUGAAGAUGAUUUGUAA
Melitaea cinxia (Glanville fritillary) is the source of this 1701-nucleotide messenger RNA. RefSeq names its product parapinopsin-like. Gene Ontology annotation, cellular component: membrane; photoreceptor outer segment. Gene Ontology annotation, molecular function: G protein-coupled receptor activity. The transcript is spliced from 7 exons. Bases 1 to 1701 code for a protein of 566 amino acids. The record is from RefSeq and is a predicted model, not a curated record. Lineage: Eukaryota; Metazoa; Arthropoda; Insecta; Lepidoptera; Nymphalidae. Gene Ontology annotation, biological process: G protein-coupled receptor signaling pathway.